Prorocentrum cordatum is the source of this 1119-nucleotide messenger RNA. The record is from the annotation of a GenBank genome assembly. NCBI's taxonomy places the organism in Eukaryota, Dinophyceae, Prorocentrales, Prorocentraceae.
AUGGGCUCACGCCGAUGGUGCCGCGCGUGCGCGGCGGCGGCUCCGACGCUGGCGUGCUGCGGUCUCCUCGCGUGCCGCGCGCUGGCGCCGCUCCUGUCGGGGCAGCUGGGGUCGGGGCAGCCGCUCAGCACGCUGGCGUGCUGGCGCGUGGCGGAGAAGCAGGUGGAGGCGGGGCGUGCGGUGCCCUCGCACGGCAAGUUCAUCGUUGCGGACGGUGAGCAGAGGCUGCAGACGGCGUGGAUCGCCUUCCUGGGCGUGAUAGGCGCCUUCUACCUGAAUCCGCCCAUUCGCCCGGAACGCAGCUGGGGCCUCGCGGCCUUCACCCAGGGCGCGCGCGAUCCAGAGGGCAGGUUCUGCCGACAGCUGUUGGACUACCGGUGGCUGCACCCCUCUCAGGGUGGCGACUACUUUCCGCAGGUGCGCGCCGACCAUGGCGACGUGGCCGCGUGGGUAGAGAGCUGCCGGAGGGAGUACCCCCGCCUGGGCGCCGUGCUGGCGCGGCAGCCGUACGACUACUGGGCCAUCGCGGUCGCUGCGCGCAGGGAGGCGCUGCCCGCGUACGCCGCAGCCAGAGUCCCGCGCGAGGAGCUGCUGGCGCACCUGAACGCCAGCGUUAGGUCUUCCCCGAUGCCGAGCCUUCGGGCCGGGGCCGCGCCGAAGAUGCUGGAGUAUUUCGAGGCCCUGGACCUGCGGCUCACUCCGCGCGUUGCCUCCGCCUGGGGGGCGGUGCGCGCGGCGGUGCUCGCCGGCGAGAUAGCGCUCUUCGACGCCAGGCCCCUCUUCCCCGCGGACCUGUUCAACAGCUCGCUGCGGCAGCUCGCCGAGCGGGAGGGCGCCGCCGCGAGCCGCGCGGUGGUCCUGUCGAACGGCUGCAGGCCCACCAGCCUCGCCGCCUUCGCGGCGCGCAACGAGGAGUUCGUCCGGCGCGGCGCGCGCACGGCGAUCAGCGCAGCACGGGGCGCCGCGGUGUUCGGCGGCGGCUCGGUCAAGGCGCUCAUGAGCGACUACGCCAAGGACGACGCGCAGUAUCUGCAGGCCUGCGCGGCACCCAAGCGAGCGCCUGAGCAACCUGCAGGCGAGGCUCCCGGACCUGGUCCGGAGCCUCGGCCUGGAGCAUGA